Molecule: messenger RNA, 3290 nt
Organism: Oryza sativa Japonica Group (Japanese rice)
Lineage: Eukaryota; Viridiplantae; Streptophyta; Magnoliopsida; Poales; Poaceae
Cellular component (GO): membrane
Source: RefSeq, a predicted model, not a curated record
AGUAGCUCAGCUAGGGCAGCCUAUCAUCUCCUCAGGGGCCAUCUUCCUGUUACUUCAACCACAACAAGAUAUGUCUUCCACCAACAAAAUAGACACCCACAACCGAAACGGAUCGAGCAAAGAGAAGAAAUCCAACCCAUCUUCAAGUUCAGAGUACCAGCUGAAGAAUCACCUUCUGCUGCUGGCCACUCUGGUCGCAACGGUAACAUAUGCCGCGGGGCUCAACCUGCCAGGGGGGUUCUGGCAGGACACACAAGAAGACCAUCUCGCGGGCGACCCAAUCCUACCAGGCAACCACAAAGAACAAUACAUCAUGUUCUACUACUGCAACGCCACUGCGUUCGCCGCGUCACUCGUGGUCUGCCUCCUCCUCCUCGUCCUGGACAAGGAGAACUCAGGCUGCGCAGCUGCCCUGCGAGUAGUCAUGCUGUUUGACUUGCUUGGUCUAAUGGGGGCCUAUGCUGCCGGAAGCUGCAGAGAUGAAUUCACUACCAUCUACUCCUCGGUGAUCAUGUCGAUGGUAUUUGCCUAUAUUGUGCCUUCUUUGUUUACCUAUGCAGUGUCCAAGUUGAAGAAGAAAGACAAAAAUCAUGGGAAGCAAAACAAGGAUUCGGGUGAACCAAAGGAUACUGAGAAGCAAACCUGGUAUCCUGAUGAACACAAGCGCGAAGAACUGCAUGAGGUCUUGAUGCUGCUAGCAACAUUUGCAGUUACCAUCACCUACGUGGCCGGGCUGAACCCACCAGGUGGCUUCUGGGGCAGCACCCAGGACGGCCACCGGGUGAGCAACCCAGUUCUGCAGGACAUCAACUCCAGACGCUAUAAAGCGUUCUUCGUCUGCAACACCACAGCGUUUGUCGCAUCCCUGCUCAUCAUCAUGUUGCUUCUGGACAAGAGGGUCAACACGGAGCAAAUGUCAUUGCAGUUUGGUGAACUGUAUGGGUCUAUUGUUGUGGUUCUCUUCGGCCUCGUUGGAGCCUAUGCUGCUGGGAGCUGCAGGGACACCGAUGACACUGUAUACGUCAUCUGUUUGAUUGCUGCAAUUCUUGCAUACAUCUUCCUCCAGGUGGCUGUUACACAAUUCUUAAAAAAGAGGAUCAAGAAUGAUGGGCAUACUGAACGAAGUAUAUCAUCUGUAAAGUCACUGAUCCGUAAUGAAGAUGGUAGCAGGAACACAAAACGCAAUAUUGCAAUGGAAAAGGCUCGCUCCCUUGUCAUGUUACUUGCUACUCUUGCUGCAAGCAUCACAUACCAAGCAGGGCUAGAUCCACCGGGUGGUCUCUGGCCAGAUGACCGGGAUGGGCAUAAGGGCGGCGACCCAAUACUCCUCACGACAAACCCGGCACGGUACAAGGUGUUCUUCUACAGCAAUUCGGUGGCUUUUGUGACAUCCUUAGUGGCCAUAAUAAUGGUCCAAAGUAAACAUGUACUGAAGAACCACACUCUAGAGGCAGCUAUGCUGCUGGAUCUGUUCGCCCUCAUAACUGCAUAUGCUGCAGGGAGUUGCCGGGACGUGAGCACAUCCAUCUAUGUUGUUGCUCUGGCAGGUGGUGUCCUCGUCUAUGUGGUGAUUCACAUAAUCUUCUUCACACUAGACAACAUGGACAAUGAAUAUCAUGAUCCUGAUGAGGAGGAUAAGAAGCGUGAAGUUUUGCUGCUCCUUGCAAUCUUGGUUGCCACGCUCACUUAUCAAGCUGGGCUGACACCCCCAGGUGGCUUCUGGUCAGAGGAUGAUAAUCUUGGGCACCACCACCGAGCAGGCUAUCCAAUCCUGCUCGAAAACUAUCCACCGCAGUACGAGGCAUUCUUCUACUGCAACGCGACGAGCUUCAUGGCAUCUAUAGCUCUCAUUAUGCUCCUUGUGAACCCAAACCUAUACAGGCCAGGCAUAAAGUGCUAUGCGCUUUAUGUGUGCAUGGUGGCUGGAAUGUUCGGCCUCAUGGGUGCCUACGCUGCUGGAAGCUCUCGGCGUCUGCGCACCUCCAUCUAUGUAUUGACAUUGGUUGGUGCAGUGUUUGCCUUGGUAGCCUUGCAGGUAGCCAUGUUCUGGAACAAGAGGACCUCUAAAACAGGAGGCAACAUGACGAACUCCUCUGCGCAAGAAGGUGGCAGCACAGACACUGAAGCCUCACAACCAGCACCUCUGAUAAAAGGGAUGGGAUCCACUUCACAAGCAACUCAGAUCACAGAUAUUACAGAUGCUGCACUGAGAAACACUGACAAAGGAGAGGGGUCAUCUGAACAAGGAGGCAGCAGAAUAAAUUCUGUCACUUCUGAACCAGGAGCCCAUGGCACAGGAAAUGGAGCCUCUCUACAAGAAGCCAACAGUGAAGAAGAUAAAUCUGGAUCAACCGAGAAGGACAUGCGGGAGUACUUGAUGCUGCUAGGGGUCCUGGCUGCAAGUGUUACAUAUCAAGCUGGCCUAAAACCACCAGGUGGCUUGUGGCAGGAAAAUGGCAAUGGGCACCUUGCUGGCCACUACAUCCUCCACGACAUCAACAAGCGCCGGUACUAUGCAUUCUUCUAUAGCAAUUCGAUUUCCUUCAUGGCUUCUAUUGUCGUCAUCGCCUUGCUGCUUCCAAGGAUGCUGAACAACCUAGAAAUACCGGUCUGGCCAAUGCAUACGGCCAUUUUGCUGGAUAUGCUCGGUCUCCUGUGUGCUUACGCUGCAGGCAGCACCAUGAGGUGGGAGACAUCUAGAAAUAUCAUUGCUUUGGUUAUCCCUGUGCUGGUGUACAUGGCAGCCUGUACAGCGCUAUCAUUUUUCCAUAAGGAAGAUCAAAAACAAAUAUCUGCAUCGACCUGCCAGGCAUCCACCAACUCAUAGAGAAGCAUCAACAUGGCGUCAUCCUUUAUCAAUUUGUUCUAGGAGAAAGAGACUACCUACAGGGAACUAGUUACUAUCUUUCUCAUUUUGAAAUAGAAAGCCAUCAAGUAUGAGUAGAAAAGGACCUGAAGAUGGGUGUUGAAGGCAUACAUACACCCACACCUCCUUCCUAGCUACUGAACCAUGCCACAGUUCCUCUACUAGAUUUUCAAUUUAAUUCAACUGAAGCCAUUGUGUAUGAAUUAGGACGCUUAAGUUGUUUGUUCGUGUGUAUUUUCCAGGAGGUAUUAUACAAACAUCAACCUAUAUGAAUUAUUGUUGGUUUUUGUAUAUUCAUGGGGAAAAGAUAUUGGCUGCUUUCAGCACAGCUUGCUAUUGUUCAAAAUAUUUGAUAGACAUAUAGUCAAAAUGUUAAACAGCAAUGACAUGGUGUAAUUUGAGCUAUGAGGCCCAUUUUUGAACU